Molecule: messenger RNA, 1321 nt
Organism: Pristis pectinata (smalltooth sawfish)
Lineage: Eukaryota; Metazoa; Chordata; Chondrichthyes; Rhinopristiformes; Pristidae
Product: C-X-C chemokine receptor type 6-like
Exons: 2
Coding region: 85-1176 (363 amino acids)
Biological process (GO): immune response; chemotaxis; G protein-coupled receptor signaling pathway
Cellular component (GO): membrane
Molecular function (GO): chemokine receptor activity
Source: RefSeq, a predicted model, not a curated record
CACUCUCGGAAAGCAAGCUACGGAGACAGUGCAUGGAGAACAGAAGUCAAUCAAAUCAUAAAAACAUUCUACACCUUUAAACAGAUGGCCCAGCUACCCUUUACCGAGAUUCCAGUCACCACUGACGAUAGUUUCGAAUUCGAAUAUGCCAUACUAGACCCUUCACUAUUUGAAACACCCUGUGAAAUAUCAGGUGUCAUAAAGUUUGGUAGGUUUUUCAUGCCCAGUUUAUAUGGAAUAAUAUUUUUGACAGGGCUUCUGGGCAAUUUGUUGGUCAUUGUGACAUAUAUCUGUUAUGUGAAGCUGAAGACCAUUACAGAUAUCUACAUGAUGAAUCUAGCAAUCGCUGAUAUGAUCUUCCUUUGCACCCUGCCAUUCUGGGCAGUUGAUGGAUAUACUGAUUGGAUUUUUGGACCUUUUAUGUGCAAAAUUAUGAAUGGUCUGUACACUAUCAACUUCUACAGCUGUAUGUUAACUCUUGCCUGUGUAAGUGUCAACAGGUACAAUUUCAUUGUUCAAUCAACAAAAAUGCUUAAAAGUAAAACUAAAAUGGUUCACAGUAAGUUAGUUUGUACAGGAAUUUGGGUGCUUGCAAUCAUCCUGACCCUUCCAGAAUUUAUAUUAAGUGAAGCAUACACUGGUAUACCUGACAGAAUUAUCUGUACUAUGGUGUACCCUCCUAAUUCAGACAUCAUCAAAGUAGGAGUCCAUGUAACUCAGAUGGUGGUGGGAUUUCUGAUACCCUUUGUGACUAUGAUUAUUUGCUACACAUUCAUUGCAAAAACUCUGCUCCAUGCUAAGGGCCGUCAGAAGAGUAAAUCAUUAAAGAUUAUAAUUGCAGUUGUAAUUGUAUUUAUAAUUUGUGAACUGCCAUUUAACAUUGUACUCUUGAUGCAAACUCUAGAAAUCAUGAGUGAAGAAAGCAUGAGUUGUGAAUACAGGGUAAAUGUAGACUAUGCAAUUAUAGUAACAGAGGGAAUUGCCUAUGUACACUGCUGCCUCAAUCCUAUUCUGUAUGUAUUUCUUGGAGUGAAGUUUAGAAACAACUUCUUGAAGAUUUUAAAAGAUGCUGGAUGUAUUAGUCAAAAACAAUUAGCUAAAUAUCUUAAAACUGAGUAUGAGACAUCACAGCAAAAAUCAGGUAUAUCUGAAACAACCAGUUUGCACCCUUUAUAAAAAAUACUGGAUGGAUCAAGAAAUUAAAAUGUAUAUCAUGGUAAACUGGUUUGGGACUGUAUGUGGUUUCUUAAUCUUUUGCCGUAAAUUUGGUGGGCAUUUUCUAAUUCAAACUGAACUAGGGCUUUAAAGGAUAGUUAUGCUG